Gossypium raimondii (Peruvian cotton) is the source of this 650-nucleotide messenger RNA. RefSeq lists its product as hypothetical. The record is from RefSeq and is a predicted model, not a curated record. Lineage: Eukaryota; Viridiplantae; Streptophyta; Magnoliopsida; Malvales; Malvaceae. The coding region runs from base 137 to 421 and encodes 94 amino acids. The transcript has 4 exons.
CCCUUAGAUAAAGGAACCGCGCGUUGCCGCCAUACUCUGCGACUGCGAAAGGUAGGCGGACGGGAAUUUGUGUUCUUGAUCGUUUUUUGGCGAAAAAAUAAUUAAUUGAAGUGUUUUUGAACCUUCAAUUUCGUGUAUGGAUCCACGAUACACCGCCGAAAUAUUCAAGCAUUUGGAGAUGCAGAAUGAGCUGCUUUUAGAAUCUCAUUCAUCAGUUUCUCAUCAAUUGCAUAAGCUUCAGGUAGAAGAAGAGAUGUUGAUGCGUAAAUUUCAUGAACUUAUGAAGGCUCAAGCUGUAAACAAAAAGAAUGAAAACAAUGGUAACAUUUCCACUGCUUUAGUUGAUCCAGCCUGCAUUGAAGGUGAUGAAACAGGUAAUUCCGCUCCUUCAGUUCUUGUAAAGAGCAAGGAACAAUUGUGAAAAAAGCUUUGUUCAAGUUUAAAUCUCAAUCAAGAACUCUGGUAACUUUUUAAUGUAGUGUUAAAAGUUUUCUCUCCAUCCUUUGAAUUUCAAUGAUUGCUGUAUAUUUUGGAAGCGAUUUCAGUCUUUUCUUUUUCUUAUUUUGUUGGUUCUUUAAGAUCACUAUAGGUCUUUUCCUAUUGUAGACAACAACUUUGACGUUGAAUGUGAAUGUGGUUAACUUCGUGAA